Durusdinium trenchii is the source of this 873-nucleotide messenger RNA. Lineage: Eukaryota; Dinophyceae; Suessiales; Symbiodiniaceae. The record is from the annotation of a GenBank genome assembly.
AUGUGGCACGUCCUCAACCGCUUCAUCGCCAAGACCACCCGCCGGAACGAGUACAUGGCGGCGCAAAAGACCGCGCAGGAGGUCAUGGAAGGCGAAGACAAGAUCGUGGAAUCCAUGCGACGCUUCGCCAACGACGCCAAGUGCGUGGAGUAUUUGAAGACCUUCAAAGAGGACUCCGAGUCCAAGAUCGCUGCGUACCGCAAGGCGCUGGUGGUGAAGAUGCAGGAGGAUCUCACCGAGCGUGCGAGUAAGCAGCUCCAGGCGAUUGCCGCCUUCGAGGCUGGCAUGGGCUCAGCGAUGCAGGAUUUGGUAGUGCGAGAGGCAGCGGCGUCCUUCAAGGAGAAAUUCCCAGGUGACAAGGGCAUGCAAGACAAGGCCUUCAGCGCUGCGGUGAAGGCGCUGAGUGGAGCAGCCGUGGAGGUGGCGGAGGACCCAGUGGCGAAGCACUUUGCAGACGCCUUCCAGUCCUUGCAGGGCGUGGACCUGGCAAGCUCCAAGGCCGACGCCAAGGGCUCGUUGGCCGAACGUGUGGCCUUUGCCCAGCAAGCGAAAGAGAAGGAGUUCCAGGAGUCCUUCAUGGUGACGCCCAAGGAGGCCGAAGAGGUGAAGUCCUUGGCCAGCAAGGCGAAGAGCGGCCAGGACUAUGACUUCUCGAAGAUGCCGGCGGAAGCCUUGCAGAGGUUGGAGGCGCUCUAUACCAGUAUCAACGCCAAGGUGGGCUAUGCACUUCCCGAUGGGUUGGGUGCCAAGCCCUUGACGACCACCUCUGACAGCACAGCCAACUCCUAUGUGGACAAGGUCAACGCGCAGCUGUCUGCGGCCACAGCCAAGCUCAGAGAUGCCCGCUUGAAGGCCUUCGUGGAAGCCUUCUAA